AAAAAGUGUGAAGGAUUUCAAUGAAAUUAAUCAGAAAAUUUUCAAUGAAAAAAAGUGUGUGUGUUUGUACUGUGGGUGUUUAAAGUACAAAAGCGAAAAAUCAAUAAUCAAGAUGGACGUAGAAGAGGAUGAAAUUGACUUUGGCUUUCCGGAAGCAGGCACAUGGAAUACCACGGGCCAUAUAGCUUUGGAAAAUAUGAAAAUUGAUGCUCCUAUGAUAUGGCUUUUAUGCUCUUUGCUCACAUCCAUAACAUGGGUAACUUAUAUAACAUUUUACAAUUCCCGAGUGAUUGGGAUGUUAAUCACGAAAAUAGCUAACCGUUGGUUCAUAAAAGGAGCCUUCUUUAAAAUAGGCUCGGUAUCUCUUAAUCCACUGGCGGGUAAAAUAAUGUUUCGUGAUUUCGUUUAUAUUACAUACGAUUAUUCAGUGCGUGCCCAGGAUGGUUAUUUCAUAUUCCGUUGGUGGCGUUCCUAUGUACCGAAAGAUGUGUCUGAGGAUCUAUCGCAUUCGGAUACUAGGCUUUCAGUCCAGUUGAAUGGCUUUGAGUUGCAUAUUUACAAUCGUUCGGAAUUGUAUGACGAACUAGAAAGAACUUUUGGUUUAAAAUCUUCCAUUUUAAUACCGACCGAUCUACUUUCGAUGGAAGAGCGUACUAAACUUAAAGAGCACACUAUGAAUAUGGAGAAUGCCCGGCAGAGUAAACGAGACAGCGUUAAAAAUUCGGAAGCUAUGAAAGCUACCACAUGGCGCGACCUUAUACCGGUUAUUAAAAUUGAUAUUUGUUCGGGCCGUUUCGUUUUCGGUAAUCGUUUAACACCUACUACCCUAUCAAUAUCUAUGGAUGAAGCACAUUGCACAUAUAGCACGAAGCCGGCUGUAUGCCGUUUGGAUCAUUUUAUGCAUUUCGUUAAGGCAAAUGUGGAAAAUGCUAAGGUGAUGUUUGCCCCAAGUCCAAAGUAUACAGGUUUGGUAGAUGAGCCGCCUCGUUAUAUGGGUGAAGGAUUCGUUGUGAUGAUGUCUAAUCAAAUGGAUUUAUAUUUCUAUAUGGAUGAGCCAGGUGUAGUGCCCGAAGAACCGGUACAUAUCAUCAUGGCGAAUGGUGAUAAAGUGGAGCCUUCUCCUCCCGUUUGGGGUAUAAAUAUUAGGUGCCUAAAGGGUACCGAUUUCAGUUAUGGACCUUGGGCCGAUCGUCAGCGGGAUCAUCUUUUUAAAUUUUUCUUUCCUCCCGACUGGCAAGAAAUGCAAGUGACUGCUACACCCAAACCGGAAGAGUUACGCAGUUAUCAGUCUUUUGAUAUUACUUUAUGUGUAUUAAAUGAAGCCACCAUAGAUAUCUUAUUCUCUAAAGAUAAGGAAACUAAUGUUAUGCAUGUUACCGUUGGACCAGCUUCAUAUGUUGAGCUUACUUUGCCUUGGGUUACCCAUUCCGAUGGUUAUACUACAAAAAUUCAAGGCCAACUCUUUCAUGCAGAAGCUACUACGUCAUUACAAUACCGUAGUUUAGCUGAAUUCGAAUCACUGGAAUAUAAAGUUCGCAUACACUACCCCACCAAAUGGAAUGCUCCGCAAGACUGGAAUAUAUCAUUAAGUGGUUGCAAGGCGACCGCAUUUAUUGUUUACAAACACAAGUGUUUUUUCCAAGAUCUCAUUGAAGAUUGGGCAAGCAAAACUCGCCCAGAUAUUUUAACCUUUGUGCCAUAUACCUGCAAGUUUAAUAUACUCCUUAAUGACUUUGAAAUACUAACGCUAUGCAAUGAGUAUAAUUGGAUCGAUUGUUCUAGCGCCAAUCAAGAAAAUAAUCAUUUGGCAUUUUGCGGCGACGUAUUCGACAUGAGUUUUGCUUUGCCGUUUGAUGAUUUUCUACCAAGGACGGUUACCUUAAAGUUUUGGAUUCAUGGCGAAGGCUUAGAUCUGAGUUUGUAUGUACCGGAAGUAUCUUCUACUCGACCUAUAGUUUUGGCCAUUGAUGAUAAUGCUCGUUUGUUAACACGUGGUGGAAAAAUCAAAAAUCGGCCAGAGUUGUAUUCGAAGAAAUGGCGUAAAAUAUGUCAACGUUCUUCAGGCUGGAUCGAUUGUUGGACUGUACCCAUUGUAGCUUUAUCUAUUCAAUAUAUUUAUCAUCCGGUACCUCCUUUAGGACCGGAUCCCCAAGCUGAUAUAACCACACCUGAAAAAGAAGAAAUUUUGCUCAGUCCCAUGCGUAUCCCAAAAACGCGUAAAUCACCUAUCAACAAUUGGCCCAAACCAGAACCGACCAAAUUUGAUCCAGGCACGUUGGUAGCCGACCAUGUUACUGUUGAAUUGGAGAUUGGAUCGUCGGUAUUAAUGUGUUACGGCAAUGUGCUGCGAAACUUUAUCAAUUUGAAAGAAAAUAUCUUCGGUGAGGAUCAACACUUCACGGAUAUGGAGCAGUCUAACAUCAAGUCAAAAGAGACUUCAGCAAAUCCGGUAAAUCCUAAAGAUCAAUUGCUAUCGAAAGAUAAGGACCUAGCUACUAAAUCUAUCUCCGAAGUUACAGUGCCUGAAGAGAAGCAAAAGCCCUUUGAUCCGCGUCUCUAUAGACCGUUAGAGGUGGUAGUCUCGGUAAUUAUACACGAUAUACAGGCUCAUAUUAUGAAAAAUUGUAGCGAUACCGACCCUUCUUGCCCGGUGGUGUUGAUUGAGCGUUUCGGUUUUGAAAUGAAUAAAAGGUAUCAUGAGACUACCCUGCAAGUUUUAGUAAGUCCUUCGUAUCUUAUCUCUUCCGACACUUUGGUACGUCAAAAUCGUGAUAAGCACAUCAAUCAAGGGCAUUUAAUGCUCUCUGCGGUACAGGUUCGAGGUCAUGCCAUGUUCAGUAACGAGGGUUGCGCUCUAGAUGAGGAUACGUUGGAAUAUUCAUGGCUAAUAGAAGUGCAGCUAGGCAAGCUAUCUGGCAAACUAACUCUACCCCAACUCUUUAACAUAGCCGUAGGCUUGGAGACUUUGGCACUGUUGGCUGUUGAUCCUGAAAACUGCUUAAAGUCGCCUAAAACGGUGCGCAAUUGCCAUCAUGGAGUGCCCAGUAAUCAAUGUCCACACACGAAGGAGGAAAAUAAAUAUAAAUGUCCUUCAGCUGAAGACAUUAAAUACAAAAUGACCCGAGUUUCCAUAGAUGCCGUGGAUGUAUAUUUAAUAGAAAGCGGUACCGCUUUGCACGCUUGGAUUUCUCCAAUACGUUUGGCUAAUUGUAAUUUGCAUGGACAACGCGUGAAAUCGGGUAUUUCUGGUCUAUUACCCUCUAUUCUCGUAAGGCUCUUUAUGCUUAAUGCUGGUUGUAUUACAAACAUGACAAAUUCAUAUAACACCAACACCACUGGUAGUAAUCGUUCUGGUAAAAUACGACGCACUGAUCAAGACUCAGUCAAAUCGGAGGCUCAUCAACAGCAGCAACCACAACCACAACCACAACCACCAACGCAUACCAGCAAACAUAAACGCAGUUCAAAUUCCUUCUCUCAACGACGUGAUUCCAAAGAAGAUAGUUCCCGUAAGCUUAGAGAUAGCUUCUCGGAAUGUCGGCGACCCGUCGUCUGCGACAACGAGUUCUUUGAGAAUUGGGUAGAAGUAGGCUGUACUUCCUUAGGCCCUAUAUUGUUAGAAGGCGCCUCGGCAUUACCGAUACCUGAUCAUAAGUUACACAUUGUACAACAUAAUUUCUUACGCGAACACGAUGCUAAGUAUAAACGUUUAUGGUUUUUAUGGUCUGCUAAUACAAACGCCAAUGCUGUGGGCACAGUUGUCGAUAUAUCGCGUUGCGGCUGCAUUGGCGGAUGCGCUUUCUUUGGCAGCAAUCGUAAUGGUUUGAAAUUCUUUAAACCAUCUGCUCAGGACAUUCAAGAUAAUUAUAAUAUAGCGCGUUACUUUGUUAUCAACAAUAAUAAAGAUUUUGGCUUCGGUGAGAGUAUUUUACAUCAAGGUCAGCUGGUCUUUCAUACACCGCCCUACAGUUUACACUCAGUAUCUUUGCAUGAUAAUGCCGAGUUUACAGGAAAGGGUAAGCUCUAUCGUCCGGCUGCCGUAAUAAAUGGCAGUCUGAAGAAAAGCGAUAUGGCUAAUAAAGAUAUGAGUUCAAAGGUUAAGUUGGGCGGCGGCGCUACAUUAGAGAAACAAGAUAUCAAUGGCCGUAAAUCACGUGAAAGUAUUGGUUCUCCCAAUACUUUAGAAAGACGCAGCAAACGUUACUCUUAUACAACUUCAAGGCAAACAUCGGUAGAAGUGCCUUAUGCUCGCCUAUUGGAUAGUCCUUCGAAAAAGGUUCUGCGUCAAGAUUCAACAGAACCCCAAUAUGUUGCAUUUAGACGUGGCUCGGAUUCUAAUAAAUCCCAAAAUAAUACUUUAAGGGUAUCAACGCCUAAAACCAGUAUUUCAGAUUCGCGCUUGACAGACGAAGCGAAUGUCGAAGACGAACUCGAGAUACCUGAUGAAAUGUCUCAUUCAGCUCCACAUUCUCAUCCAUUGGAAUUUGAAAUUGCUGAUAUUGCGCAGACGCAGUUACCGCUUGAUUUGACAAAAGGAGAAAACUUAACGCGUGAAGUCCAGCGUACUAUUUCUUUAACUUCGGAAAAUCCUUCCGAAAUGUUCUUUUCAGCCGAGGAAGAUAUUUCGAAUAUGAUGUCGCAGCGAGGAUCAAUUAAAACGCAAAACGGCUCCAUUAUAUUCUCGGGUAAAAAGAGAUUCUCUUCUGACUUAAGUAUUGGUGCUCAAAAUGAAAAUCAAGCUUUAUCCUCUCUGAAUACGUAUCGUAGCGAUUUGGAGAUACAUGCUCCCGAAAUUAAUAAUAAGUCCUUACCGAAAAGACCGCAAAGUACUACUGAACUAAUGGAUUCACGGGGUUCGUCGUCUGGCACACCUUCGCUAUCGUCGAAUUCCUUUAUAUCGGCCAUGUCGUCACAAGAAGAUGUAGCUCUAGUUAAUUUGCAUCAACAAGUGAAUAGACCUAUCAUAGAUUCACCCCUUUUAAUGGCCAGUUAUUUAAAUCAUUUGUCACAAGUGAAAUGCUUCAACUGGACAAUGUGCUCAUUUCCGGCCGGCUUAGAUGUUUUCUCAACACCUUUAUUUCAGGAGAAUGAAGACGGCGGCUUAACUUAUAUAGGCAGUAAAAUGUUACCGCAUUUCGAUUUAUACUCAUCUUGGCGGGAAAUUAAAGUGGUUCCACGUUAUGAGAACGCUACUGGUAGCAAUAGUUCGGCUACUUUUAUGGGGGGUCCCAAGUCGCAUCCAUGGGAUCCUAGCGUUCUGUUAAAGGAAGAGGAAAGCGAUAAAUCGACAAACGGUUUCGAUGAUGGUGAAUUUAUGAGUUUGCAGGCUGAAGGUGCUGCCUGCACUUCGGUGGUUGCGAGGCUUAAAGGACAAGUGAACGUUUUUCUAACCCCUUUAUUGCUAGAAGGAUUGCAAAGAAUGGUUGAAGCUGCCAUACCGACUUUUAUUUCAAUGCAUCUGCUGACUGUGGUUAAUUAUAUACAUUCAUCCUGUAUAGCUAAAGUGAAAAAUGAUAAUAUUCUCAAACGUGAUCAGAGUUUAAGUUAUUGGUCUCAAGUGCACUCAAAUUCAAAGCGAUCAACAACCGAAAGAAAUCUUUUAGGACCGGGAGAUUCUUUUCUUAGCGACGUGUACGAGGAAAGUAUAUCAACACGUACACAAGGAUUAGUGGUAUUGCCGAAGGUAAGCAUUACCAUGCUUCAAUCUUCAAUAAUCGAAGAAGUAAUUUCAGUGGCAGCAUUGGAUAAUGUGCAAGAUCUUAGUUGCGUAUCCUUACUCACUUUUUACAUUGAAGGUGUCUCAACUAAAUUUCAUUUGGGAAAAACUACAAGAGCUUCCAUGCAUAAUGUUUAUAUUCAACAGACUGUGCAAUCUGGUAAUAGUCAUAAAAAAGGAGGCAUUAUGAGAGGGACACGUGCUCUUUUGGCUCAUCUCUCGUCUCAAUCGCGUCCUGAUAAUGUCCAAGGCGAGCCUAUUUUAAUAGAGACUUCAGAGAAGCAAUUAGAAGAACUUGUUAUAACUUUGGAUGUUGGUAGAGCUCAUGUCCAAUUGAGGCGUUUGAAAACGGAAAGCACAACCGGACAAGAGUCGCCUUUGAUAGUGACCGCCAUUCCUGAACAUAAGAGCAAAGUUUUAUUUGAAUGCCUAAAAAUGACUGACAAUACCGGCGUAGACAGUAUUGGUUAUAUUAUGUUUGAGUGCGGUCUGGAAGGUGUGGGAGUCAAGAUAGUAAAACGAUCCCAUUUUGAAAAAUCGGAAAACUCGAAAGAAGAAUUAGCUGAAAUGGCCGAAGAAGCAAAUGGCGGCGUAGCCAGAACUCUGAAUGAGUUCGUAGAGAGUUCGGUAUCGAACACAACAGUAGCUGUGAAUAAUCCAGCUGUAGACGUUUCCGCCACGUCACGUGCUGAGGCUGCUUGGCGUUUAUUGACAAAGAAGCCUCCCACUCCAAAAACCCCGAAAGAGAAAUUUCAAACCGCCUUGGAAAACAUCAUUGUAAUUGAUCGUAACGACGUUGGCACUGGAGUGAAUGAAACUCGCAAGAACGCCGUUAAAUCUACGGAAGAAGAUUUGGAGAAAGGCAAGCCGAAGAAGCCCGAAAGUUUUGACAAAGUAGCAAAUAAGGAAACGGAUAAGACUUCCUCUUGUGUCAUUGAGUUGAAAUCGAUGUGGUUCAAUUUUGCCGCCCCACCCUGUGUGCCCAUAACAAGAAGGAUUGAUUUAACCCGUUUAGAUUGGAAUUUAUUGAGUACAGCUUCGCCCGCUAUAACGGCUUGGAUGAAUCCAAGUAAUCAUUUGGCUAUAAAAAUUGUAGCUUUACUUAAAUCUUUACACUCCCGCAAUACGGCCGUGGCCGCUUGCCUAAUGGCCGAUGCAUUGGAAAAUGAAAAGAUUCAAAGGAAUCCAAAAAUUAGAAAAAGUCGCUAUGCCAACAACUACACUUUACUAUCAAAAACUCUACAAGAGGAUCCUAGCUGUCAGCUAUGUUUCAUAAUGCAGAAGCUGGUAUUGGAUGAGGGCGUAGAAAAGGUUGAGAGAAUAUUCAAACAUGGCGAUAUCCCACAUCUGAAUACUUUAAGACAGGGUAUUAUCGUACUGAGUCGACAGUGGAAAAACACUUUAUAUAAUCCUAUUCUUUUCGAGCAUCAAUACAAGAAUAAGCUGGCACGUCCGAUCAAUGUCACCUUUUCAUUCCCUCAAAACGAAGAAGAGUGUGACGAUGCUGAAUGUGAAGGUGAUGCUGAUUUAGGUGCAUAUGCCGGAGUUGGAGAUAAUCCUGAAGAGAGUGAGAAUGCUUUAUUACUUGGGCAAACACAGCAUCAUCGAACUCAUAUUGACACAAAUCAAUUUGGUUUGGAUUUUACUACAGAUGGUGUUCUUCACGUCGCCAGCUCCCAACGGUCCACAUCAACUUCACCGAAUAUGCAUUCGCAACGAAGAGGAAAAACCUUGAGCAAAACAUCGAACUUCUCUUAUGGCAAUUCUACUCGUUCUAGCAUACAAAUGUUGCCGAUAAUAUCUGGUUUGGUGGAAAAACAAGGACCGGAAAUAGAAUAUGGUGCGCUACAAGAAGGUUCUUUGAGUUCGACUAAUUCAGUUAACAAAUUUUGGUUGGGUUCCGAUAAUCAGAAAGAAGAUUUGUACUUUUGGAUGGCUAAGCAACAGGAGAGUAAGAAAAAGGAGAGCAUAUCAGAAAAAGAAAUCAUACGACCUACACCCAUUAGUAAAGUGUCGGGACAAGCUCAACUACGGCAUGGUAUCAUGCAAGACUCCAUUAAGCUUUUAGAUGCGCAUUUGAUUUUCGAGCCUUUGCUCACUUGCUUGGGAGUGAUGCCUCAGCAAAUGAUCAACAAGUAUUCAAAUACUGAUAUUUCGUCCUUGGAGAACUUCGGUACCAAUUUAUCAUUAAUUGGAACAUUUGACUCGAUACGUGUUGAUAUUGUUGUGUCAGAGGCUGGAGAUAAAAAGUGUAAGGCCACUAAAUUGCCUAAUAAGAAGUCAAACGGUCGUCCUUCCAUCAUGAUGGAUACUCCACUGUUUCUAUGUGAACGUGUGGGAAUUGAAUUAGAAGUGGUCAAAAUGUCUGACGGCAUGGUAGACCAGGCAAGGCAAAAUGUCAUUUAUAUGUCACGUCGUCAAUUGAAAAAACAUACCAGCACUGUUAUUAACUUCAGUUUGAAUAUUCGAUUUAUAUCGCAACAGGUUAAUAUGCCUUUAUUGCGAUUGUUGCAUCAAAUCACUAAUAUGUAUCAAAACGUUAAAGACGCUCAAAAUGAAUUCCACGAACAGCCGGACAUUAGUAAAAAAUCAAAUGCGAAGGACGAAUACAGUUUGGCCUCUGAGCCGAACGAUAUACCAUUUGGUUCGGUUUCUGAUCGAUUUACUCACAAUGAAAAUUCGUCGGAUGAACGAUAUGAUAAAUUCAAUGAAAUGAUAAGCAUGUCAUGCCAUACGGGCAAUAAAGUAAGGUCUGCUGUGGGUCCCCUGAUCCAACGUACGCCUUCUCCGAAUGCCAAAAACAGACCGCAAUCGUUCGCUCAAAAGUUACGCUCCACGGGUAAAUCAGUUAAGGGAAAAUUAGGAUACACCAAUCUCAACGAAUCGAGCUCUUCACCUUUAAAAGAUAGUCCAACGACUUCUGUUAGCGAACAACAUUUGUUUAAAUUAUCUUUGGAAUCGAAAAUUUCAUUAAACAAUAUUUGCGCUACUAGUGUUAGUGGAGAUUAUAACACGAUUACUAAGAACGGUUUUAAUGGCUUAAUACCACCGCUUUUGGAGACACCAAAUUGUUGGAAAACUAUUUACCAUUUGUUAGAACUGUAUGGCACAAUGCCUGAAACUAAAACGGUACAGCAGAGAGUGUCGAUGACUAAUGAAAAGAAACCCUUUAUGUAUACAAGAGAGGAUGGACGCAAUGAUGACGACGAUUUAGCUAGUGCUCCGACACCAUUGCCACAGCAUCGUGAAUUAUUUGCAGACAAUAUUUCUCAAGAAAAGACCCGAUUAGUCGUUUUCGGAGUGGCCAAAAUUCACAAGACUCGCCUGUUAGCUACAUUAAGUGGUUUGAAAUUGGAAGCGGAAAUCACUACUUUAAAUGGUUCGGCUACAUGGAUUAAAAGGGCACGACCCGCUUCAGUAGAGUUCUCGCUGACAGGACAAGUGGGCAGAGCUAUGAUUGUGUUGCUUGAAGGUGUCGCACCUAACCAGCAGACCGUGGUGAAAGUGACGGUGGGCAAAAGCCAAACUCUUUAUUCCAGCUUAACGAAGAGAGGGCGAGACAAAAAUAGUGGUCUUCUAACUAUCGGACCCGUUAAUAUAGAAAUUCCUCAACAUCCAGUGGCAUUGCAUGGUAUGAUGACUCGUUCUUCGAAGCAGCUGUCGUCAACUCUCCAAGAGUUAAGGGUUGGUCGUAAUUCUGGGCGUACCACGACUCGGUCUCACACUCAAGAAGAACCAGAAUCGCCCUUUCAUGCUCGCAACUCUGGAUCUGGUAUUGAGACGAAAGAGAAACCUCAACAAAAAAGUCGCAAAUUUAAUAUUCAAACUCGAGUUCAGUCGCAACAGAAUGGCUUGUUGCAGCCUUUGGUUAUGCAGUUUAAUGUAUUAUUGCAGAGUUUAUCUAUAAAUGCAGCUUUGUUGCCUUCGCUACAGGCUCAAUACCGAAUGAAUCAAGUGAGUUCAAAAGGUGUGACUGGAAAUCGUGCAAAAUUUGUCAUCGAUCUCCCAACUCACACAUUAAGCUUCAAUACUAAAAUUCAGGUAAGGAACGAAAUGAAUUUACCGUCAGAAGCCUGUAUCGCUCUACCCAUGGUGCAUGUUAGUGCCGAAUACAUACCGGAACAUAAACAAGAGGAAAUUGAACGAGUUGAAGGUAUUGUUUUACGGCAAGGUGGUUAUGUAAAUGCUUCGGCAGAAAUUGGGGAAUUCGAACGCUGCCUUACUACUGAUUUACUCAAUCAUUUGGUUUUCGUGCAAAAGGUAUUUAUGCGUGAAAUAAAUGAAGUUUUACAGAAGGUAUAUGGAGGGGAGAAACCUGUACCUUUAUGGUCGGAGGACAGUGAUAGUGGCAGUGUUCAGGAGUCGAGUCUCAAACGUAUACUAUUCUGGAUAAAUGUCUCCAUGAAACGUAUACAGUUGACGGCCACAACUCCUUGCAACUCUGCUGUUCGCUUUGAAACUGGCACCUUAGAACUGCACCUUUCGAACCGCGUUAAAAAUCUUGGCGAGGGCAAUGAUCGCAAGCUAUUCGGAAAGGCGCACAUUGACUUCAACCUCUCGUUGGGCCAAUUGAUACGUAAUGUGAUAUUCGAUGAAGCCGAACCGGAAUUCCAACAAUAUGCGUUCUUUCAUACAACUAUCGGUUUACGUAAUGCAUUCCAAGAUGAGUUGCUUAACGAAGAUAAAGAGUUAAUAUUACUGACUUUGAAACGUCCUUUGGUAUACAUUCAACCGAUAGCUGUUGAUAAGGCCAUAUUAGUAUGGUUGAAUUAUAAAAACGCCUACGAGUAUUGGGCGGAAAAGAGAGCUAAUCUCAGCUGUGGCAAUAAUCAUCAAACACAGCAGGUGUUUGAUCGAGUAGCCUUUGGCCAGUUAAGCAAUAUAGCCGGUUCAAAUUUAUCAACCCUGUUCUUGCAGUUAACUGUUGAGGAUAUGGGUAUUUGCUUGCCGUUGAAUCACGUGGCUAAUUCUUGGGGUUCUCGUUCCUAUCAAGAUUUUGAACCCAAGGGCGCAGUAGUGAUAACCUUGGAAAAUACAAUUAUCUCAGCAUGUAAUUCCGGCUCAUUGGUAUCUAAAGGAAAAUUUCAGGGAUUAUGCUUACGAUUUGCCGAUGACUUUGAAACUACUUUGGAUGAUUGGAAGCCCAAUCCCAAUGAAUCCAUUAUGAAUGUUUGUGUGGUUUCCGAGGGAACCUAUGAAGUUUGUUCUCGCACCACCGCUGCCAAAAAGAUGGAGAAUGCUAAGUGGUUAUUAAACGUCAAAUGGCAAAUGGAGGGCGUUGAUAUACACUUAGAUAUCAAUAUUGGUAAACAAUUGUCUUCAUUAGGUCACACUUUAACUAUGCUUACUGGUUUUGAAGAAGAAGAUACGAACAUAGAAUCGCCUGACAGCGAUGAGGGAGAUCAAAGCAGUCGCGAUUCAUAUAUGCAUAAAAGAAAAUUUGAAAACUUACCUGCGUUUGUGUUUGACCCUACAAUCGAUCCCAAAAAGCGUUCUUUUAUGAUGGAAAAAGAAAUGGCUGAACAAUUGAAGAUUAUUAAUGACUUGAGAACGCUUGGAGCCUCUCAUAAGACCGUAGGUCUAGAAGAAAAAAGAUUACAGGAAUUACAAGCCAUAUGUUUUAAAUAUUUUCGACGUGACAUGAUCCAAAAAUGGAAGCGUCCUUCCAUGAGAAGAGGCAUAAAGUCCUCAAACAGAUCGUAUUCAUUUGUAGGCUCACAGAGAGAACAUAUAGAUGAUGGCAUGGCCACGUAUUCGGGCCGUCGCUUGGAUCCUAUAGCUUCGAAUGAUGAAAUCUCAAGCUUGCAAAGUACGCCGGCUUCGGGUCAUUCGAGAAGCGCUUCGUUGAGAACCUGUCCUACUAACCGUGUCACCUUCUCUGAGUCGAUGCGGCAGAGUUCUUUGCCGAAUGCCGACAGCGAUGACGAACGACGUAGCAACGAUUCUGAGUGGCGUCCCCAAGAUGGAGUAGGCGAAUCACCUCCUAGUGAAAUAGAUAUUGAUGGAACAUCGGUAGAGAUGCGACGAAAACAUCAGUAUCAGCAGAAGCCGCAAGAACCCAACAUCGAUUUCGAAUUGGAUAUUAAAGUUUUAGUGAAUUCAGGAAAGUGUGUCUUGCACACUAAGGAAUCUGCAGAUGAUCGCUAUCUCGUUAGUGGACCCACCACGGUAAAAACUCACAAGCGAGAGCGUAGCGUUGGUUGCGACUGGGGUAGUCCCACACCAUCGCGUCGUCACAGGGACAAAAGUAAACUACGUUAUAAUCCUUCAAAUCUUGCCAUGUUAUCGGAUUUAACCAUGUUUUAUAUACCGGGUUUGGACGUUAAACUUCACUAUCAAUCGCGAACGGUCGAUUUGCCGAUAACAGAGAGUAUUAGAAUUAUUAGUGCGGAAAGUCAUCAAUCUAUGACGUCCUCCGGCCUUAAUCGACGUUCAAGUAGCAAGCGCGCUUCGCUUUUCGCUUGGAUGACAUUGCAAUCAAUACCAGAGGAAACUAUUAUUUCUCCACAUAUUUUGGAAUUCCUGGAGCAAACUCUGGAACCUAUACCCACCAAAGCGGACAGUAGUGAAUCGCAGACACCGUCACCUAACGCGGUGAAUUUGGACAUAUUACCAGCAAAUUACGUUACAUACGCUUCUUUUCCUGUAGACGUUAUUGUUUAUUUCCAUAUGCAGCCUUCGACAUUCAGAUUUUCUUGCUUGCCAGUUUCACGCGUCGAAUGUAUGCUGCAGUUACCCAGUCUAGAUAUAGUAUUCAGCUCUAAAAGAUCAGCCGACGAAGAACAACAACCAGUGAUGGGAGCACAUACAUCUGAUUCGACACACAUCCCCCCAAUGACUGAAAAGGAUAAAACUCCGCACGGUGGUUUAAGCGUUACUGGUUGUCUUGCUGAUUUUAAUGUUUACAUAUUUCAUCCAUACGGUGGUAAGAAAACGAACAUAAAGGAAGCUCAAUUUUCCCCGUUAACGGAUAAUGAGCGUAAGGAUUCUUUAAGCAUAAAUGUGGAAUUUGUGAAAUUUCAUUUGACCCGAUGUCGGAAAGUCUACAUAGAGCCCUCGCCCCUUUCUAAAAAACAAAUGGAUCAGUCGAGAGCUGUUAUACGUUUUUCAACUAUAGUAGAUAUAGGUAGCGCUUCGUUUAAAUAUGAUAUGCGCAGACUUACCGAAAUCUUGGCUUUUCCCAAGGCAUGGUAUCGUCGAAGAAUUGUAAGACGUUUGUUCUUGGGAGAUUUAAGUGUGCAACAAUCAACUAACGAGAAUGAAUCCUCUUCGGGAACACCUUCCACACCAAAGAACGCCUAUAAGGGGCACUCUAAAACACCAGAGGCGAGCAAGUCUCCGACAGAAGCCUUUUACAUGAAAGAUAAUUUAAAAUUAGAUUUCGAAGGUCAGCCGACUUCAACGCAACAAAUGAUUUCUCAUGGCCAACCGAUAGGGGCAGCUCGUAAAUUAAAAACGUUAGGUAAAUCAUCAAGUGGCGAUUCUUCCAGUACUCCACCAUCGGAGAAGAAUCAAAUUACCGCUUGGGAAACGCUGGUAUUGUUCGCAGUUAACUUUACUAAAUUGAACGUGCAAAUGAAUAUGGGUAACGUGAUGGGCAACGUGGUAUGGUUGACUAAAGAUUUCCAAUCAGAUGGACGAUUGUCAAUAGGAAGCACAGGCUAUAAAAAUAUGUUUGUUGGUAUUUAUUUGGGUGGUUCCUCAUUGGAUGCUAAGGGAGGUAUAGUAGGUGGUAGUUUUGAAGUAAAUAAAAUCAAUACGCGUUUUCACAUAAAAGAGGAGUCCGGCAUUGAACCAUAUCAUACUAUGGGUUUAAGCUUUAUGGCUUUAGAAUUAAGAUUGGAUUAUAUGGGAACUUCGGUGCUUAUGACAAGAAUUAGUUCAUUUUCGGCGGCCAUGAAAGAUGAAUGGAAAACGUCGUUGCUCAAGGGCGAGAACGGGAUAGGAAAUCAUUACUAUAGUGAUGGGUCGACCAAAGCCAUAAUAUUUAUUCAUGGAGAUUUGUCAUGGGAUCAGUUGCAAAUCAUGAUUUCCAAGUCCACUACAGCAGAUUUGUUAAAAAUGUAUUAUAAACUUGAAGAAUUCUUUACCCAACAAUUCAAAUCUUCAAAACGAGUUUUCUCCAGCUUAGAACCACGGUUGCAUGAACGUAAUACGAGCAUGAAACGUCGACAACACAUGAAAAAAAAAUCAACUGCAGGUGAGUUGCCCACAGUGGAGACCACCAGUACUGAUGCCAAACAUCAUCGUCAUUGGCAGAAACCUUUGGAAUUGGUGGCGGGUUUGGUUGUACCAUCUUUGGUUACACGCUUGCCAAGACAUGGCAAUGUCUUGGGCGGUUCAGUUGAAUUGCAUGGCAAUAAUAUAUCGCUGGCUUGCUUCCAUGGCAUUAACUUCAAGUCGAAAUCGUGGGCGUUGUUUAGUUUAAAGUCUCCUUCUAUAAAUUUUACUACUGAAGCACGUCAGGACCAUGAUAGUCGAGAGGUAAUGGUUACUCAGACCUUAACUUCAUGCCUAGGGCAAACAACCGAAGUGCAGCAGCAGCAAAAUCACUCCAUGGCUAUUGUCAGCCGCAUAACUCGUAACAUAGUCUUUCCACCGCAAUUCAAGACAUUAAAUGAAUGGUUUCACUAUGCCUUUGCUAAUAGUGAAAUUGAUGCGGUCGAUCGAUUUCCUAUUUUGGAAUGUGAUCGUGAAAUUGCAUCGAAUUCUAUAGAGAGAGCACGAUCAGCGGCUUCUAACACUAAUAACUUGGCUAAAUCGCAAGAUCGUGAAGUGAUUUUUGCUUUGCCAAGUUUGCAUUUGCAUUUUAAAACUGAACAUACGCAAGGUUCUACGACACCGCAGCGUCAGGAUUCCAAGCCCGAGGUUAUCUGCAGCUUUACUACAGAAUUUGAUGAUCAUAUUUUUGUGACUGUAGAUGCGGAUGCCUUCUUCUUUUUACACGAUCUAAUAACCUCUUAUGUAAAGGAAAAGGAGAAAGUGAUUGGUGCUCAGUCAACUAGAGCUGCUUCACCCAAUUUGUCCCAGAAACAUCAGCUGAAGCCUUUCAUUAGUGAAGAAAUUUCCAAGGAAACUAUACAACAACAACCAACAGUUAGUACGACUAGCAGCACUCUGACUACUAAUAAGCCAACAACAUCGGACGUCAGCAAUAAUAUGACAACAGCAGCGGGACAACAAUUGACAGCCAGUGCUCAAUGUUUGAGCAGCGAGACUAAAGAGGCCAUAGUUACCAAAUCAAAUACGAAUAUUAAUAUAGCAGCUGCGACGAAUUUAGGUGGUAAAGAAUCUUUGCCUUCAGCUUCAACGAAAGCUGGAGAAAAUGCAGCAUCUGGCUGCAUUGACCUGGAGUCAUUUGUUAGAGAUUGGCGUCACUUUGAAUGUCAGACUUGGCAUUUGGAACCCACUGUUCGUAUAUUGUAUUGGGCGGGCAAAUCCAUAGAACCCUACGGUAUUGAUUAUAUACUAAAUAAGUUAGGCUUUAGCCAUGCUCGCACCACCAUACCAAAGUGGCUGCAGCGUGGCUUUAUGGAUCCAUUAGAUAAGGUGCAAGCAUUAAUGAUGCUGCAACUAUUAGCUAUGAUAAGGGAGAAUAAACAAGAUGCAAAUAUAAGACCAUAGGUUUUAAAUUAAAUAUUAAACGAUACACGAUUAAUAGAAUUUUCAAAAUUUACGCUUUUAGUAGUAGUGUUUACGCCCAAAAGUUAUUAGUAGAAUAGCAAUGCGAAGACGGUAUUUUAAUGAUGUGCUUGUAACGUAUUAUAUACGCAAUAUAUUAUUGAGAAAGAUUAUUUGUAUUAUAUUAUUUAAAAUGAAAUUUCAAGCAAAUUAAGCGGUGAGAAAACAAAACACUUUUUAAAAGU
Glossina fuscipes is the source of this 15582-nucleotide messenger RNA. RefSeq names its product transmembrane protein KIAA1109 (gene tweek). NCBI's taxonomy places the organism in Eukaryota, Metazoa, Arthropoda, Insecta, Diptera, Glossinidae. Gene Ontology annotation, biological process: synaptic vesicle endocytosis. The transcript is spliced from 32 exons. The coding region runs from base 113 to 15340 and encodes 5075 amino acids. The record is from RefSeq and is a predicted model, not a curated record.